AUGCAGUGGGACGAGCUGGUGCGUGAGCGGGGCCAGCGGGACAGGGCAGGGCGGGGCGGCACGGGCAGGGAUAAGCCCGGGGCCCCGGCAGUGGCCGGCGGGGGAUGGCGGGGAGAUAGCGGGCGUGGGCUCAGCGUGCGAGUCGGGGCAUGCCCAAGCACCAGGGAGGCUGCCCGUGGGGGGGCACUGGGGCAUCCCAGGCAGGGGCCAGCGCAGCAGCCGCAGGGCAGCAUCAGGCCUGCUGGAGGCAUUGUCUCCUCCUCGCAGCCCGACGGCACCCGUGUUCCUCUGGAGAUCGUGCUGAUGGAGAAGGUGGGCUCUGGCUGCCACUACAUCAUCCAGCUCCUCGAGUGGUUUGAGCUGCCUGACAGCUUUCUGCUGGUGAUGGAGCGUCCGGAGGGAUCGCAGGAUCUCCUGCAGUUCCUGCAGGAGCAGGAGUUCCUGUGCGAGGAGGUGGCGCGCUGGCUUUUCCGCCAGGUGCUGGAGGCCGUGCGGCACUGCACCGCCUGCGGCGUCCUGCACCGCGACAUCAAGCCAGAGAACCUCCUCGUGGACCCGGAGAGCGGCGACCUGAAGCUCAUCGAUUUCGGUUGCGGCACCUUCCUCCAGGAGCGCGCCUUCACACGGUUUGCCGGUGAGCCCCCAGCCCGGGCCCUGCUCCCAGCGCCGGGCACUGCACGGCCCCAUUCCCUCCGGGACUGCGGGGUGCGGCCUUCAGCCGGCGGCCGGCUCCUGGGCCACGGCAUCUGCCCCGUGCCAAAGGGCAGCCGGCAGCCGGCCCUGCCGACGGAGAGGGGGCUGCAAAAGCCCGGCCCUGGCCCCUCGGCUUGCCUGGCCGGCAAGGCCGUGGGCUGCUCCGCUGGCCUUCUCUGCCUUGCACAACGGUUUCUUGCCUUUGGCCAGUUGCCUGGGGGACGUGGGGUGGCCUCAGGGGGAA
Messenger RNA from Ficedula albicollis (Collared flycatcher), 937 nucleotides. Its product is annotated as CDPK-related kinase 3-like. The record is from RefSeq and is a predicted model, not a curated record. The annotation marks the transcript as partial. Gene Ontology annotation, cellular component: cytoplasm. Gene Ontology annotation, molecular function: ATP binding; protein serine/threonine kinase activity. The transcript has 2 exons. Gene Ontology annotation, biological process: negative regulation of apoptotic process; protein autophosphorylation; regulation of mitotic cell cycle. Lineage: Eukaryota; Metazoa; Chordata; Aves; Passeriformes; Muscicapidae.